Molecule: messenger RNA, 2666 nt
Organism: Carassius carassius (crucian carp)
Lineage: Eukaryota; Metazoa; Chordata; Actinopteri; Cypriniformes; Cyprinidae
Gene: hoxa11b
Product: homeobox A11b
Exons: 2
Coding region: 441-1487 (348 amino acids)
Biological process (GO): regulation of transcription by RNA polymerase II; anatomical structure development
Cellular component (GO): nucleus
Molecular function (GO): RNA polymerase II cis-regulatory region sequence-specific DNA binding; DNA-binding transcription factor activity, RNA polymerase II-specific
Source: RefSeq, a predicted model, not a curated record
AAAUAAAUGAGGCCAGAAACUUAAUUUUAUUUCAUUUUCAACACAUGCACGACCAUAACAUUGCGUUCGAGUCAGUUUAUUAGCCUGCAUGCAACUAUAACAAAGACCAUCACUUGCGAAUUCAAAUUGAAGCAUGCUAUACAUCACAGCAAAAACCCUCUUAUGUUUCUUCCUGGCAACUUAUUUUUUUUAAGAGCGUAGAUAUACAGCGAGAAAAGGAUGGAACGUUACUAGAACAAAUCCACAAACAUCAGAAGGCCUGGUAAUAUUACUAAAAGGCGCGUUGGCUGUUAACCAUGCGGAUGGCUUCCUCCAGCAAUCCAAAGUGUCAACAUAACCAACUGUGGUCCACUGCAAGCACGCGUUCAUCAAUGAAAAGUAUCGUUCACUCCUCGCCUUGAACAUUUGCACAUGUUGGCAUACAAUAUUCUAAGAGGUACAUGUCAAUUUCUGCCCUUGGUCACAUGACUGGCGCUCUCUGGAAUGGAUGGAGAUUGAUCUCCACGUCAGCUCACGUCUCAAAAUUUCUGCUCGGCGGAUCUGCUUCAAAGCCACUGAAGCUGAAGCAGUUCUGUAGCCUACUACGAUGCGAGGCAGUACUAUGGUUGUGGCUUGCCCAACCAAGUGUCAUGAUGGAUUUUGAUGAGCGAGUACCCGUUGGGUCUAACAUGUAUUUGCCCGGCUGUGCUUAUUACGUGUCUGGAACGGAAUUCUCCAGCCUUCCUCCUUUUCUGCCCCAGACCCCGUCUUCGUGCCCCAUGACCUACUCAUACUCCACGUCUAGUUUGCCACAAGUUCAGAGCGUUAGAGAGGUAUCUUUCAGGGACUAUGCCAUUGACACGUCCAGCAAGUGGCACUCCAGGGGCAAUCUGCCACACUGCUACGCGACCGAGGACAUGGUGCACAGGGACUGCCUGUCCAAUCCUGGGACUUUGGGGGACAUGUUUUCGAAAAACAACUCGGUUCUUUACCACUCCAGCAGCCACACGAGCCACACGUCCAACGUGUAUGGCAGCGUAGGGAGGAACGGAGUGCUUCCCCAAGCCUUCGACCAGUUUUUCGAGACCGCGUACGGGAACGUGGAAAAUCAGCCGAGCGAGCAGCCGGUGGACAGAGCAACCGGUAAAGCGCCCCCGCCCGCGGAAACAGCCAGCGACAGUUGUCGGGGAACGGAGGAGACGGAGCGCUGUGAGGAGACGAGCAGCCCGGAGCCAUCUUCCGGUAACAACGAGGAGAAAUUCAGCGGCAGCAGUAAUGGACAGAAGACACGGAAAAAGAGGUGUCCUUACACCAAAUAUCAGAUCAGAGAGCUGGAGAGAGAAUUUUUCUUCAGUGUUUAUAUCAACAAGGAAAAAAGGCUACAGCUUUCCAGAAUGCUCAACCUCACCGACCGUCAGGUGAAAAUAUGGUUUCAAAACAGAAGAAUGAAAGAAAAAAAACUCAACAGAGACCGCCUGCAGUAUUACACCACGAACCCUUUGCUUUAGACCGUCUAUUGCUGAGAAAUCAUUUAGGAGAGAUGGUUAAUUUCAAGUUCGUGGAAACACAUUCCGGCUCCAGAGACUGCUCCGAGACGAGAUGUGUGUGACCUUGAUUCCUCUCAGAGACUUUUCCAUCGACAUAGACUUCCAUUUAGAUUUCCACUUCCACUUAGAUAUUCUCAGUAAUCUCUACCGUUUGGAAUUAAAACUAGUAUUAUUAUUGUUGUUGUUGUUGUACUGGUAUUGUCAUGUGUUAUUAUUAUUAUUCCAUUCUACUCAGUUAAAUGACUAUUCAGUUUACAGGGAUUUUAUUUUUGUUAUUACUAUUAUCUGACCAAGAUCUGUAGCUACUUUUCGCAUUUGUCAUAACAGUAAUAAGCUAAAGGCUCUUGAAAUCUAUUUUGUUGGAGGAAAAAAAAAAGAAAAAGAGAAAAAAAAGAAAAAAUUGUGGAGGCGAAAUAUAAAUGCUAAUUGAAACGAAGGUGGUUUUAAUCUGUUAUUUAAUAGCCUACUCCUAUUUGUGGUUUAUAUUAUUAGACUUUGUAUCAUUGAAUAACGCACAUGAAUACAGCCCGAGCUUAUUAAGAACUAAAUUCAUCAUGCGCGCUUUAUUGUUUUAUACUUGAAUCGUGUGGACUGAAAGUGCAUAUUUGAUAUUACAUGUCCUUAUUGUGCAUUUUCCAGCAAAAUCGAGUGUGUUCAGAAAUGUCCAAAAACACAGAGAAAUUCUUAUUUAUUUUUAACGGACAUUUGGGCAUUACCUAAGGCGAAAGCAAUAACUGAACCAGCACGGACACUGCUCGAGUCCUCUGAAACCCCGAAUCUGAAUUUGAUUUUCUUCUUGAUUUCUGUUUUCUCGCGUGAAACUGUAUAUCGAUGUUGCAGGAGCUCAUUCGUGUUCAUGAUAAUCUCUCAUGUUUAUAACAUCUCUUCAGUGUUAGCCUAUAUAAAUCAGUCUCUUGAAAUAUCGUGUGUUUUCUCUCUUUUUCCGGGUGCGGGAUCAAAUGUUUGAUGGAUCUUGCGUUAUAUUGCCUCCACGCUUUUCUCUAAUUCAAGGAUCAAGUGUUUGCUGUUAUUAAUGCCUAGUAUCCAUUACGGAACUGCCCAAAACAUAGCUGUGUAUGUCUCCAUGAAUCAAACGGCCUUUCAACAAAUGGUUCUGUGUCGACCUUCCAGAUAAGUCUU